GUACCUUCAUCAAUUCCCCCCCCCCCCCCCCCCCUCCUCGCGCGCAGCAUUUGUCAAUACAGACACUCCGCUUUAUACGCACGCGGAGAGAUACCGUAUCAAUAAACCAGCUUUUUUUCAGCAAAUUGGAUAUUCGGGGCAUCAAUCGAAAAAUUCUUCAAUUCACCGCGCGGACUGGCGGAAAAUGAAAAAAAAACAAAAAAAAAAAAAAUCCAUCCCGAAUUACCAUACUAAUACACCGAGGCGUCGCGAAAAAUGAGAAAAAAAUGUUCAAUAUCAAUCGUUCUCAAUUACGAGUAGGAGAAAAAAAAAAGAAAAACAAACAACAGAAACAAAUUGGCACAAACGAAUGGUAGACUCUCGUUGAGAAAAAAAAAAAAAAAAAAAAAAACAAACAUCGUCGUCGCGCGACGUGAAACUAUAAACGCUCGUUCUAGAAAUGACUCGAGUAUUUUCGUCGCGGUAUCGGGCCAAUUAAAAUCGUCCAAUUCGCGGCAUCGGGAUCGAGGUACUCUCGCGAAUACGCGUACAGACGGUCGUUAUCGGCGAAGCUAAAUGGACGUGAAACGGUUCGCGUAUCGAGGUAGGAUGGAUACCCCCUAGUGUAGGAGGCGAACUUGUCGUGCGAUAAGUAGAGCCGGAGGGGUAGUAUCGUGGGUAUAUUUGUGGAGUAUAUUCCGGAUAUCCGGCGAGGGUUUCGCGAGCUGACCUUACCCCUUAGAAGGAGGAGUUCAAGGCGCGAUGCAAAGUGGUGGUGCUUCUCGUCGGAGCCGGAGUUUGCUCCACUCCCUCAAGACUUCUAUAAAUUCAGUUGUCAGUCGCUGCACCAACCCGCGGAGAGUUCUUCUCCGUUCCGAACUAUCCGCCGGGAUAUUCUCGCCUCACUUGCCUCGCGUUUCUUUUCCCAUUCCGCUUUCACCUUCCCUGCUACCACCCCUGAUACACGGCGAGGCCUCACCGGGGUGUCGAACGAAGAUAACCGACCGCUCCCGAGUACGGGGAUGUGCUCAGAGCGCAAGCUCUGAUACGGGUGAAUAUUAUCGUCGCUCGCGUCGGACUUCGGAGGUGCAGAUUCUGCGUUCCGUCGACAGGUUACGCCGAACCGCGGCAGCGUCGACCUCGCAGAUUGAAUAACGUCGCAUCAUACGAGGACGUACAUGUGCGCGUACACCGCGAUCGUCCGUUACCGAUUCAACCUUCGUCAUCGGCGGCCGAGAGUCGUCGACCCCUGAAAAGCUACGGUUCGCCGUUUCGGUUCGAUCGACUCGCCGCAGAGAGAUUCGAUCGAAAUAAACGAAUUCUGGGGAACCCGUCCCGCGAUCGCGAGACGAAGAGCUUUUCCAAUUCGUUGCGGCGAUGUUUCUGAAGAUUUUUUCGCAAAAAAGAAAGGAACUCUGAGACGUGCCGCGAUGGAGACCGUUGUUGGAAAAGCUUCCUGCAGAAGGUCGCUGUCCGGUAGACGUCGACCUUGAAUCGACGGAUCGUCCGAUCGAUGUCAUUUUAUUAUUUAUAGUGUCUCCGACGCUUUCCAUGGUCCUCGCGCAAACGGAAUAAGAGAAGCUGCAAGAAUCGAGAAUCCAAGUUCGUUCGGAGGGUUGAUUUUUCCGAGACGAUUUUUUAUUUUCUCUUCGGGUUCCGCCGAACUUUGUGCCGGACGAAUAUUUCGACGAUUCGAAUACGUAAUUUGGCUAGUUUGACGUCGCCAUCCGUUAAGUGAUCGUCGGAAGCUCUAAUCAAGAUUCGUUUGAGGAUGUCUUGACCUACGUUGCGCCGACAGUACGUUAUGAUAUUGGAACAAGCUGUGAAAUUACGGACGAAAGAAUACACUCGUUAGCGAUAUUUCAACUCGUUUCAGAGGCGUAAAAAUGUUGUUCAGCUGAUCGAUAACAUAUCAAAGAAGCGUACGUGUAGCCGUAACAAUUUGAACUCGAUAGGUGCGUAACGAAACGAAAACACUCGAUACGCGACCUACGAACACUGUUGUCCGGUGAUGACAAAAUUCUGGCUACGAAGCACAUCUCCAAUUUAAUCAACGCAGUAACUCGGAUCAAAAGAAGGCGAAUAAAAUAAAGCGAAAAUCGAUAGCCUGUCUGACGUAACUUCGCAAUCGCCCGUUGACGAAGUAGCGCGAAAACAGCUGAUACUCGGCUGGGGUUCGCGGGGGGAACGGGUGCGAAAGUGAGAAACUAUCGGAGCUGCUCUCAGCCCAACGCGAGAGGGAAGGACACGGGGACCUUCGUGAAACGUUCGAGUGAAAGUGAAAAUUAGCCAUUUUCGUCAAGACGGAGAAGUAGGAAAACGAGAGAGAGAGAGAGAAAGGGGAAGACAAAUGAGGGUUACUUCAAACAAAAAUGGGACGGAACCCGCAAGCUCCGGAGACUCAAAGAGAUGUGAAUAAUUUUUACGCUUGUUAUAUACUCGAGUGAAACAAUUACGUCUCCUCAAACGAAUGGCUUAUUAAUCGAUCCGUUUCAACGUUACUCACAAAAUAAUUGCUUCCUUCUCCCCCUUGUAUUUUAUUUCUCACAGUUUAUUCAAUUCGAUAAAAUCGAAAAGAAACAAAUAUUCCUCACACCAAUUAUACUCGACUUGUACUUUCUCUCCGUAUCUUUGAUGGGAGUAAGAAGAUAUAUCGACGAACCGACCUUAAGUGUGUGUGCAAACGUUUUUGAGUGUGUUAGGUAAUUAUCUUUUAAAUCUAAGUAAACCGCAGGAAAAGUUUCAUUUUUUUUGUUUUUUUUCUUUUUUAUUCGUUCAGUCUUACAUCUUUUGUUGAAGACGGCAAGACUCAAACAAUGCUGGUACCGAUGAAUUAAAACCGGCAGGGAAAGGUCCGUUUUGUGCCGUGAAGUGUGAAGAUAGCGAAGAGAGGUGGGAAGAAAGUAUAGAAAAUAAUAAAAAAAAACGAGGAGAGUGCGACAAGGAAUAGUGUGGGCAGGGGGGAAAAAAGCUGCAAACCAGCAAAAUCUUUCUCUCUGUAGCUCGACGUCAUCACUUUUAAUAUUGCAAAACUGAGAGACCGCCGCCCCUCACCCCAGCCACGUGAUCCUGCAGGCCAUCCCGCGAGCUGCCGAGCAAGUGACUCUCUUAAUAAUGAGAUGAUAUUAUCACGAGAAUUUGAUGGGAUGCAUUUCUGAAGAAUGACGCUCAUCACGCUUCGUCCUCCCAUGUCGAAUCAGUGAAGUGAAGUAACCUAAUGUCAAAAUCUCCAAGUUUCGAGUCCCCUGCAAAGCGACGCCGGGACAUGAUGCUACGCGUUCUGGGUGUGCGACUGUUGUCGCGUCUUCUGGUCCUCGUUUGUUCGCUGUCACUGUUAUCGCUGCUCUUCUUGAGUCGUUGCGGUUUCAACAACUUGGAGAGCGAUCUGAUCGACACCGCUGGUGAUAGAAAAGGUAGAGAAAAGAAACACGCUUCGUUUCCCGAUGUCGUUUCAGGUCCUGUUACGACGACGAGUCUCGCCGAGGCCAAUCAAAGGGAAGAAGAGACCAGGCUCGAAGUUGAAAGACUCACGGCUGAAAUAAGAACCCUGAAGUUGCAGAUACUCCAGCUGACAGGUGGUCCACCUGGCCACAGCGAGGCGGCUUCGAUGCUGAACGCCACGGACGUUGGCGACUGUUUGGCGGCGCGUCGUCAGGUUGAUUUGGCCGAAAUAUCCCAAGGUCUUCCCCAUAACAACGAAUACGAGUUGAUAGCCUUCAGCCAUUUUACAUUUUCGAGGGUUUACCCGGUGGAUUUGGGGCUAGGUAAACGUGUUGUGGAAAAACCGAUCGGUUUCAAGAGAAAAGAUCUGCUGGAGGCGCUCGCCAAGGCGGUCGACACGCUUAACAGAAACACGACGCAGUCGACCACGAAGAAGUACACGGUCGAAGAUUUUCUCGAAGGACUCUACAGGGUGGAACCGACCACCGGCACUCAGUACGAAAUGUACUUCAGGACUAAAAACUUGAACAAAAGCACCCAGAUCACCGGCAACGGUUACACGAAAGUGACGCUGAUGAGACCCUACACUCCGAUACAAUUCGUGGGAAUCGAGAAACAAUUACCCGCCAAGGAGAAGGAACUCAUACACAUUAUCCUCCCGUUGUCCGGCAGGACCAGCACCUUCCAGAGUUUCAUGGACAAGUUCGUCAAGAUCGGUCUUAAAAAUGACAAGAGGGUACAUCUGACCGUGGUAUAUUUCGGCACCGAGGGGCUCUCCGAAGCCAGGGCGAUAAUGUCGAGGGUUUUGAUGACGCGAGGAAGCGGUGGGAGCAAUCAGAACCUCAGGUUGUUAGCGCUCAACGAAACGUUCUCCCGAGGGAAAGGAUUACGGGUCGGGGCCGAGAGGGCCUGGGGGGGCGAGGCCGACGUACUCCUAUUCAUGUGCGACGUUGACGUCGUUUUUAGUGCGAGGUUUUUGGACAGAUGCCGCUGGAACACGGCUCCCGGUCGUAAAGUUUAUUACCCGAUAGUUUUCAGCUUGUACAAUCCUCACGUGGUCUACACUCUUCAAGGGCGCGAAGUACCUCCCGAAACGGAUCAACUGGUCAUUUCGAGGGAUACCGGAUUCUGGAGAGACUUUGGAUACGGGAUGACCUGCCAGUACAGAUCCGACUUUUUACGGGUUCGGGGCUUCGACGAAGACAUCGUUGGCUGGGGAGGCGAAGACGUCACUCUUUACCGAAAAUACGUCAGAAGCAACAUCAAGGUCAUUCGGGCAACCGAUCCAGGAAUUUUUCACAUCUGGCAUCCGAAGGUAUGUUCGGGCGGACCUGGGCAGCGUUUAUCGACCGACCAAUACCGCGCCUGUAUACGAUCCAGAGCUUUGAACGAAGCUUCGCACGCACAACUCGGCUUCCUGGCGUUUCGCGAGGACAUCGCUAGCCAGGCGAUGAACGUCAAGUCGUUAGUAAGUAAGAAGAAAAAAGUUACAUCGAAAAAGGAGAAGAAAAAAUUUAUCAAACAGAACAAAUCGAUCCAAUCGUCCUUGCAAAUAAUCAAGGAUAAACCAGUGAGAAGAACUUCCAAAGAUCAAACCUGAUCUAUGAACAAUAAUUUAUAUGUUACGAUAUCGAGUGUAAAUAUUAUGUAAAAAAAAAAGACUGGUUAUUUCGAGAUAGUUAUUAAUUACGAUUAAAGAUUACAAAGGUCAUGACUAUUAUAUGACGAUCGAGAUGAUGACGAUUCAUUGAGCGUCCGGUAACGUAUAUUAUAUAUGAUUCGUGUUGUUAUUUAUUAUAUAAAAAAAAAAAAAAACAGAAAAACAGGAAAGAAAAGGAAAAAUUAUCGAGUUAAAAUGUUUAUACAAAAAUAUGUUAUUAUUUAUUAUUUAUCGUUUAAAAAGAUGAAGAGAAGAGGUGGAUAUAAAAGGAUGGUGCUGCGAUGGAGUGAAAGAAAAAAAAAAAAACGAACCGAGGCCACAGUCGACGACUUUGAGGCUGUACAAAUACAAGAAAUUUAGUUACCAGAUUUUCAGGUAAACAAUUUCUAUCAGACAAUUAAUAUCUCCACUGGACUGAACUAUCAAUUUACCAAAAUCGAGCACGAACUAAGAUGAAAUAAGGAGUUGGCGAUACUGACUCGUUAUCAAAGUAGUCCAAUUUUGAGAGCGGAUGAAAACCAGCGCUGUAAAAUAAUCAUAAAUUUUCACAAGUUAGACCAGUUUUCGUUGUAAAAACUCGCAAACGAGUGUAAUGGUAGAACAUAGUCUUCGACAAUUGUCCGAAUUGCGUAUAAACAAUUUAUAGAAAUUUAUAAUCCCGUCAUAAAACGAUAGGUGAAAACGGUGCGAAAUCUUGUUUUUUUUUUUUUUUAGUGUAAUCUCCGUAAUUAUGCAUUUGUAAAUAUUAACGAGGAUAAAUAAAUCGAUUCCAAUUAUACAGAAAAUUUAUACGCUUCGAUCAAGCCUAAAUUAAUAUAAUCGAUAACCAAUCGACGAAUCAAUUUGUUGACACGAUGUAGCUAGACGUUAUGUUGGAUAAUUAAAAAUAUUUAAUACUUCGUGACUAAAGAUACUGUAAGCGAUGUACAAUUUGUGAAUUAACGAAGAAAGAAAAUUUAAGGGUUAGAGCGAGAGCGUUGAGCGAAUGUAAAAUGUUCUUUUUCUUUCAUUCAAUUGUUAUUCGCGAAUGCUUGAGGAAAUUUUUUGGAUAAAAUUUGUUACGUGAAAAAUUGUGAAGAAUCAACUCGACGCGAAUCGGGAGGGCGGGAGGUCUGAUUUACUGCACAUAUACCAUUGUACCGCUGAUAUAUUCACACAGUAGGUGUCCGUAAAAGUUUAUGUAAUAAAUAGAUAGCUAUUUAACUUCAUUCCAUCCAUUCAUCCAUCGUUAUGAUAAUGUAAUCAGAAAAAAAAACAAACUAUAUAUUCAAAUUUAUACCUUCCACUUCUCAAUUGUACCCAGACUUCGACUCUCUUUUAUUCCGAGGAUAAUUAAAGGAUUUUUAAUCGAGUCAAAUGUUCCUUGAGAAUAACGGUACUUUUAUCAAACGAUUGCAUGCCAAUGUUCAAGUCCGUAUAGUUUGGUACAAUUUCCAACCAAGUGAUCCUUAGUUUUUAUUAAAAGAAACCGAAGAAAUUCCGGUUUAGUUGUACAGCAUAGAUCCUUGAAAAUUUCUAUUGUAAGCAGCACAGUGCAGCUUUCAAUUCCUUUGUCGUCUUAAGGUUGAUUUUUUACUUUUUGCUAUUGCCAUUGUGUUUCCUUCGUUUGUACUCGGUUAAGUUGGCAAGAGUCUGCGAAUGUGUAUACGAUACCCCCCGUGAAAGAAAACCUCGGAAAACUGAUGUCUUUGCAGUCGGUGAUGGGGGCCCGGGGGAGGGGGUGGUUAUCGCUUUAACAGCUUCUUCGUGCAAACUUGCAUUUUUCUUUCACGAUUUUCUUUCCAUUUUCUUUUCCGCCCCUUACAUACCUGCAGUAUUAUUAAGUCACUCACUUUGUCCAUAGAUCGUUUAUCCGACGAUCUCAUGCAUUCCAUUUUAUAUACCCAACUUUCGGAAGAAGAAAAAAAAACAAAGAAUGACGACGAUUAUAAACUACACAUAAAAGUAUAUGGCAUACAUACAUAAACGCGAAAUAUUGUACGUAAUGUAAAUUAUCAAAAGUGAACGGACGAUCGAUCCGCUGUACUCUGGGGAUGUAAGAAAAAGAGAAAAUAAUUAUAAUAAUAAAUGAAUAAAUAAUUGAUCAUCAAUAUUUACACUUUA
Athalia rosae (coleseed sawfly) is the source of this 7183-nucleotide messenger RNA. It is a transcript of the gene Csgalnact, whose product is annotated as chondroitin sulfate N-acetylgalactosaminyltransferase 1. Gene Ontology annotation, molecular function: glucuronosyl-N-acetylgalactosaminyl-proteoglycan 4-beta-N-acetylgalactosaminyltransferase activity. The transcript is spliced from 9 exons. Gene Ontology annotation, cellular component: Golgi cisterna membrane. Bases 3197 to 5020 code for a protein of 607 amino acids. Lineage: Eukaryota; Metazoa; Arthropoda; Insecta; Hymenoptera; Athaliidae. The record is from RefSeq and is a predicted model, not a curated record.